Mollisia scopiformis is the source of this 1651-nucleotide messenger RNA. RefSeq names its product glycoside hydrolase family 5 protein. Lineage: Eukaryota; Fungi; Ascomycota; Leotiomycetes; Helotiales; Mollisiaceae. Gene Ontology annotation, molecular function: hydrolase activity, hydrolyzing O-glycosyl compounds. The transcript has a single exon. The record is from RefSeq and is a predicted model, not a curated record. The coding region runs from base 89 to 1345 and encodes 418 amino acids.
UUGCCGAGUCGCCAGAAUAAAAAUGGUGAUGCGCGAAAUCAAUCAGAUCUGGAUCAUCUGAUCGAGUCAGUCACUGAAAUGAGAUGCGAUGAGGGUCAAGUUCCUCAUUUCUCUCCUGGCCGCCGCUGCCGGCUUGAGCGUGCUCGCCAUCUUCGUCUACACCCAGCGUCUGGGGUCGCAAAUCUACGAGCCUGAUAACUUCUUCUUAACACCCUUUCCCUCGCUCGUGGAUCCCGACUCGGCGCCCGAUUUGUUUCAUCUCCCUCUGCGCACCAGCGGUCGCAAUAUCGUCAAUAGCAGAGGGGAGAGGUUUAAGUUGAGUUCCGUCAAUUGGUAUGGCGGCAGCGACCUCCUGUUCGUGCCCGGUGGCCUCGAUGUGCAACAUCGCGAUGAUAUCGCUAGAACCAUCCGAAGUCUGGGGUUCAACAGCGUGCGCUUACCGUACUCGGACGAGAUGGUGAUGGACAAUCCCAUGAUUUCCCCGGACCUAUUGCUCGCAAAUGAGGACUUGAUGGGACUUCGGGCGUUGGAUAUUUAUAUCGCUGUCGCCGAAAGCUUAGCUGAGGCAGGUGUGGCUGUCAUUAUCAACAACCACAUCACCCAAGCGACCUGGUGCUGUGGCAUCAAUCUGUGCGAUACGGCCUGGUAUAACAACCAUCUGGGUCCAGCGUGUCGGGUCAGUCAAACCGAAGAGCAAUGGAUCAAGAACUGGGAAAUGGUGAUGGCGGCCUUCAUCAACGUCCCACUCGUCAUCGGAGCCGACCUGCGCAACGAACCACGAGGAUUAUGGGGGACGAUGCCCUGGAAGAAAUGGGCGUCGGCAGCUGAGCGAGCUGGGAAUCGAGUCCUCGCCCUCCGAGACGACUGGUUGAUCUUCGUCGAAGGUGUUUCCUCUUCCAACGAUCUAUCAGACGUCAAGACCCGCCCUAUCGUCCUCGAUAUCCCCGACCGAGUCGUCUACUCAGCGCACGUCUACAGCUGGUCCGGAUGGGGCAGUCUCGAAGGCAUGUACGCCAAGCGACCAUUCCCCUCCUUCGUCAAAUCCAUGAACGAGAACUGGGGAUACCUCCUCGAGCACGACAUCGCGCCCGUCUGGGUCGGUGAGUUUGGCGGCCCGCACGAACCCGGUGCCGGAGAUCUUCACUAUUGGAGGAAUUUGAUGAGGUAUCUGAAGAUGGUCGAUGCGGAUUUUGGGUAUUGGGCGCUGAAUCCGAGGAAGCCUGCUAAUUAUGAUAAUGAGACUUAUGGGUUGCUGGAGGAUGAUUGGGAGACGCCGAUUCUGGAUUAUAGGUUGAGGGAUAUGAUUGAGCUUGGUAGGCAGGAAAAGGUACCUGUGUAUGGAUAGAUUGUGUGCUUUUGGGUUGGAAAAGUGCUUUGGUGUUUGGUUUAGAGGUUGGACUAGAGUGUGAUCUUUUUGUUUCCUGGUGGACGAUGGUAUGAAUAUGGUGUACUGGAAGAUACUUAGCAUGGCUCGCUGGGCUUGGAUUUUACAUUGUAUUCAUUCAUGGGAGGUGUAUAGUAUGUUUCUGGAUGGGGCUCAAGGACAUAGGUGCGGGAGGACAUUGGACAUUGCAUGCGGCGUAGCAUUUACAUAGGCGUACGAGAUAUGAUUAUGAUUAUGCAUCAUGAAUAUACAAACACACCUUCCACU